AUGGUCUCGUCGUCGCGCGACGAGGCUGGUCUCGGCAUCGACGCCGCCUUUCUUGUCCGGCGUCAGCACCUCUGGGCCUUCUCGCUCUCGAUUGCUUUAAGUGGCCUGUACUUGGCUCGCUGGGAUGCUUCCGAUGCGACGCUGUCCAGCGUCGCAUACCUACUUCUCGCAUCGGCGUUCUACAGCAUGAGCGUCUGCACGAGCGAUUUGCUCGCUGCGAUACCCUUCUCUGGCGGCGCGUUUGGCCUCGCGCGUGUAGCCGUCAGCUUUUACGGCGGGUUCCUCGUGGCGGUCGCCGAGUGUUUCGAGUACAUUCUCUGCACGGCCGACGCGGUGCAGUCUCUCGGUGCGACCCUCGCGCUGGUGUGGCCCGACCUCGCGCCGUUUCAACCGAUCACAUACCUUGUGCUCUAUGCGCUUCUUACGCACGUGCACUUGGCGGGUGGACCGAGCGUCUGGAAAAGCUACAACGUGCUCGCAACAACCACGAUCCUCGGGCUCGUCGUCUACCUCGGCAGCAGCGUUCCGCGGCUCGAACUGCGACCGCUGCGCACCAAAAGCAUGUGGAGCUCGGGGCUUGAACUCGCGGCGCUUCUGCCGUCGCAAAUGCGUCUCUUCAUGGGACUCGAGUGCCUCAACCUCUGCGGCCAGGACGUUGACGACCCGCAGAUUUCGCUCCCAUUCGUCCAGCGCCAAGCCAUGCGCAUCGCGAUCGCAUCGUCCUUCAUUUUAGGAGUGAUCACGGUCGGCUUUGCCCCUCUAAGCUGGACCGCCCCGUCCGUGUACCCGCCACUCGCUCCUGGGCUUGCCGACAGCUGGAGCGUCUCGAUGCAGGUGGCAUCCCUGCUCUCAUUGCCAAGCAUGCUAGCGAGCGCAUUUUGUUUUAUGCACGGCUACAGCCGCGUGCUUUCGUACAUGGCGUCGUCCCGCUUGGUGCACCGGUCGCUUCGGCGGCGCGUGGGUCGGCACCGGACGCCGCGCCGAGCCCUGUACGUCGGCUCGGCGCUCAGCUUCGCCGCGUGCCUCGCAUCGCACUACGCCCCUGUAAUUUGUCUACAGUCGUGCGCCGCAGCGUGUGCGUCCAUCAUGUACAUGGCGCAGUGCUACGGCUACAUGUACUUUACCACGUCGGUGCAACGGCAGGCGUCGGCGGGCGCGCGUCGUGCGGUCGCCCGUCGCCGGGUCGCCGCCGGCUUUGCCGCGAGCGUCUUUCUCGCUAGCUUGAUCGCGUGCUGUGCAACCGGUUUCCCAUUAGCCCCCGCGUCCUCGAACGUCGCCGUCGUCGGUGUUAUAGCCAGCGUCACGCUUGGGAGCUCGGUCUACUAUGUCAGUGUAGUGAAACACUCGCAGCUCUUCUCGGAGCACGAGCGCCGGAGCUUGAUGGUCGCGCAUAUCGUUGUGUUCAAUAAGAACAAGAGGCGGCAGUCAUCGCAGCGGCUCAAGAAGAUUAUUGCGAGCCAGAAAGCCGCCAUGUACAUCAAGCGCGCGUUAACGACGCCCGAUUUGCUGCAACGAAAGACCGCCAGCGAUAUCCCGCGCAAUGACACUCCGAGCGUCACGCGGGACGUGGAGCCCGAGUUGCCACGCACCGCUGCCGAAUUCGCACCACCCGAUGCGCUGGAUAGCAAGGCGGACGAAGGAUCCAAACGAACGCUGUCGUUGCACAAGGUCAAACCGACGCUGACGCGUCACGGCACCGUGCCGAACAUUAGCCACGACCGGCGGACCAGCUUCUCGAUCCAAGCGGACCGCCGACCGAGCAUCUCGAUCAAGCCGAACCUCAGCGAUCGCCGUCCGAGCAUCGCGCCCAAGCCAAGCCUCAACGAUCGCCGCGUGAGCGUUUCGAUGCAAGGCGCCGGGAGAGAGCAUCGCCCGGGUAUUUCCAUCGACUGUCGUCCUAGCAUCACUGGCAACGGCCGGCGCAGCAGUGCAGUCGGACGCCACGGCGCGCUGCGUUCGAUGCUCGGCAAACAGCAUCUCGGCUCUGUGCACGUCAUGGACCUCGCAGUGCUCUUUCAAAACGACGCCGAAGAUCUUGAAGACGAGAAUGCGGAUGGUUGCAUGCCCUUCUCUCCGUAG
Messenger RNA from Saprolegnia parasitica CBS 223.65, 2079 nucleotides. RefSeq lists its product as hypothetical. The record is from RefSeq and is a predicted model, not a curated record. The coding region runs from base 1 to 2079 and encodes 692 amino acids. Lineage: Eukaryota; Oomycota; Saprolegniomycetes; Saprolegniales; Saprolegniaceae. The transcript is spliced from 2 exons.